This is a messenger RNA of Linum trigynum, 375 nucleotides long. The record is from the annotation of a GenBank genome assembly. Lineage: Eukaryota; Viridiplantae; Streptophyta; Magnoliopsida; Malpighiales; Linaceae.
AUGGGUAAAGAAGUUGUGGAGGAUGACGGAAGUGAAUUAGAGGAAGUUCUUGAUCUUUUCCGAAGGGAGGAAUUAAAUUCUGAAGAAGGAUGGGGGGUUGAGGAAGCAAUUGGCGUCCAGGCUAGGGAAGAAGUUGAGGUGGAAGAGGCUUGCACCCGCCCUAUGUUACAAGUAAUAUCUCCACCAAACUUCAAGGAGCUUCUUGGCAAGGACCCAUUUGCGGUGUCUCUUUGCCAGACCAAGGCCACAUCGACAUCGGUCCCUCUUGGUGGAUGCGAUGGUGGUCAGUCGAUGCUAGUAUAUCUAGUUUGGAGCAAUGAGACGAGAGAAGAGAAGAAGAGGUCUCGAGGAUGGAGACUUGCAUCAAGUGCAUGA